CUAAAGUGGCUGAAAGCCGGUGGGAUUUAGGGGCCAUGAUGAAACAAGAGGAUCAAUAUGAUCAGAGAAUCCCUGGAAUAUACUGUAUAGAUAUAUCUUCUCCAUUGCAUGCCCUCUAGUAUUCUCUUAUAGAGUCAGGACACGUUACUGGAUGCUAGGUGAAUGGCAGUCCUGUGUGCGAAAUGGGGAAAGAUGAUGGAAUCAGUAUCCCGAUAGGUGAAAUCAAUUCCUCAAGCUGAUGCUAAAAGGGCACACCGUCCAUGCUGCAAUUUGCUUCAGGCAAGAAAGGCAGCUGUGGCCUCACCAUCUGGCCAAGAUGAUGCGGGGAACCUCUCCUCUCCUCCAGCUCUGCGAACCCCAACCUGAUGAGGAAUCCUGCAAGACCUGAACCUAGCCAGUUUUUGAACUCCUAGCCUAAUUAGGCUCCUGGUCUAAUAAAGGCAUUUCUCUUCCUGGCCCCAUACAAAGCUCUUUACUGUCGUCUUGCACGAGGUGUCACACUUGCCGGCAACGGUGGGCCUUUGUGCCUGGCCCGGGUGACACAGAGGCUCCGGGAGGCCCCAACACCACUCCCCCCCGUUCCGGGCUUUCCUCGCCUUAAGGAUCCCCGAUCAGUUCCUUGGUUUACAGCCCCAAGCGGACAUGUUGCGCCAGGGGGCGAUCCCCGAAGGAGGCUCCGCCCUGCUCUUCCCACGUGGCCAGGCCCCGGAAGUCGGGGCGCCUGCGCGUUGCGCGAGGACGACAGAGCCGAGCGUCCCGAACCAGGGGGCUCCUCGCGAUGGAAGGCGCGCGGAUGCUGAGGCAGCGGCUGCCGCUCUCCGCCUGGCCCCCCUUCGGCCCGGGCCUUUGCCCCGGCCGCCGCUCCCCCCGCCUGCUCCGGGCAGGCCUCUCGUGCUGCUCCCCCUGGGGCUCGGUCCAAACCCGCCCGCUCCGGCGACAUGGCGCGCCGCCCUUCUUUUGCCCAAGUGAUCUUUCUCGGCACUUUAAUACAGAGGCGUCUCAGGCCAUGCUAGCUAGCAUGGCUCCAGUAUUUUCAGUGAUGAAAUUUGAUAAAGAUGGCAAUAUCAGCUGUUAUGAAAGAAAGAAAACAGAACUGUACCAAGAACUCAGUCUUCAACCACGAGAUCUACGAUUCCAGCAUCAAGUUAGCAUAUCACCUAGGAACAACAAGAUUGUAAUGAGAAUGGAAUUCUUGAAGGCUGUGGUGACAACAGAAUAUAUUGUAAUCUUAGACUAUCGUAAUGGAAACUUGGAAAAUUGGCUGUUCAAAGAAUUGUCACCUCAGUUAGCUGGAGAAGGCCAACUGGUUACUUAUUCUUUACCUUUUGAAUUCAGAGCUAUAGAAGCAAUACUGCAGUACUGGAUCGGCUACCUCCAUGGGAAACUCAACAGUCUGCAGCCUCAGAUUCUUGAAACACUAAAUGCUCUAGUGGAUCCUAAGCUUUUGUCCUUGGACAGGAGCAAAGUUCACAUCCUGUUGCAAAAUGGAAAGAGUUUGGCAGAAUUAGAAACCGAUCUUAAAGUUUUCAAAGAGACAGUAUUGGAAAUCCUAGAUGAUGAAGAAGUUCUAGAAGAGCUGUGCCUCAGUAAAUGGACAGACCCCCGAGUAUUUGAGGAGAGUGUCUCUGGAAUUGACCAUGCUGAAGAGAUGGAACUGCUGUUGGAAAAUUACUACAGGCAGGCAGAUGAUCUUCUUAAUGAAACUCGUGAGCUUCGGAUAUUGAUUGAUGAUUCUGAAAGCAUUAUCUUCAUCAACUUGGACAGCCACCGUAACGUAAUGAUGAGGCUGAACUUGCAGCUGACCAUGGGUACUUUCUCACUCUCACUCUUCGGACUGAUGGGAGUAGCUUUUGGCAUGAACUUGGAGUCUUCAUUUGAAGAGGAUCACAGAGCCUUUUGGCUGGUGACUGGAAUUAUGUGUCUGGGCAGUGGCCUAAUUUGGCGAUGGCUUCUUUCCUUCCUUGGACGACAUCUACAAUCUUCAACACCUGUAUCAGUUACUUCUUUAUUGAAACGAACUCCGCCAGCAAAUGGAAAAGUGGAAUUCAAAAGUGACUUUAAAACAGAACCCUUUGGGUCAAGUAGAGGCACGGUGACCAGUCAGUAAUCUGACCACUACUGGUUGUUUCUGCAGAACUGAAUUUGAGACUCAAAAACAAUUUGAGACUUGUUUUUUCUCUCAGAAGAAUUUGAGAUUUGUUUUUUCUCUCAGAAGAGGUAGCAGGUAUCAUUUAACUGUAGUGUUUACUAAAGAUGUGAAUCUGCAGCCAUCCAAAUCUGCAGCUUUGCAGAGAAGAGCUCAGCAGAAUUUAGUACACCAAAGUAGAAAACCUCAAAUUCCCAUGAGAUAUAUGACAUACCACGUGGACUGCUUCAUCUGAUAUUGAUUCUGGGAAUUCUGGUGUCACCUUGAUAAUGUCACAACGCAAAACAAAACCCCUGCUAAUGGCAUCUAUCUUUUUUGAAAUGCAAAUUCCAACCUAUAAAUACUACCUGUAUUCUUACUUAGUGGUUUCACUUGUGUUCCUUUGUGCAAGGGAAUAUUUGUAGGGAAAAUGUGCCAUCUAAAUGGCCUUUAAACCAUAGACUUCUUUAAUGCAGAGAUAGAUAGUCUUAUCCUCGUUGGUACAUUCUGUUUUGAAAGAGUACACAACUGAAUUGAAUGCUAUUAUGGAACACACUUAAACUUCCUAGGUUAAUAUAUUCUUCCUUCAACACUUCUGAAGGUGCCAUUCUUAAAGAGGAAAUAUCCUGCUGGGUUAUAAGACUUGAAGUACUCCCCACUUUCUGGGCGAGAGGGGUAUUAAAAGUGAUUGUCUACUGGUCUAUUUAGUAACAGGGAUGCAAGGAAAUGCCUUGCUUGUGUGUGUGUGUGUAUGCACUCUUUCAAAGCUAAUAUCUAAUAAACAAUUAUUAUUUUAACUCAGGGGUUAGGCAGCCCUGACGCCUUCCAAAUAUUUUGGACAAUGACUCCUUUGAUUCUUAACUAUACAAAUCAUGCUGGCUGCAUGAUUGGGAAUUGUUCUAAACAUCGGAGGACACCAGUUCCCCCACACCAGCUUUAACCCAAAAGAAUCUCCCUUUUAGGGUAAAUUUGUUUGGCUGUGUUUGUAACUGUUAAGUGGCUGGAUCCCAAAGAAAAGAGUAUUUUCUGCCCUCUGUCCCAUUUUUCCCUAUCAUAAUAAUGCCAGCAAGCAAAUCUGCUGCUGUCCUGGUCCAGAUGCUGCAUUCAGAAGGACUGUCUCCAUUGGAUUCAGAGCCUUAUACUGAAACUUCAGACAGGUCUCUUAGGUGGUUCCCUGCUCUUCUCCCCUUGCUCAGGAGGCACAUGUGACAGUUCCAUUAAAAUAUUAAUAUUACAUUACCAAGUGGAGGCCUUCAUUGAGUCGUCUUCCCAUUCUUUUCUAAGUAAAUAUUAGAAGGGACUUAAACAAUUGUGAUAUUUAAGUCCCUUCUUAAAGCACCAUCCCUACUCUGAAGCACCAUCCUUACUCUGAUGAUGCUUCAGAGUACCAAAAGAGAAAGA
Pogona vitticeps (central bearded dragon) is the source of this 3526-nucleotide messenger RNA. Lineage: Eukaryota; Metazoa; Chordata; Lepidosauria; Squamata; Agamidae. The record is from RefSeq and is a predicted model, not a curated record.